Molecule: messenger RNA, 1540 nt
Organism: Myotis brandtii (Brandt's bat)
Lineage: Eukaryota; Metazoa; Chordata; Mammalia; Chiroptera; Vespertilionidae
Product: myoD family inhibitor domain-containing protein-like
Exons: 4
Coding region: 246-815 (189 amino acids)
Source: RefSeq, a predicted model, not a curated record
UCGGCGCUGGCCUGGAGGAGGUUCUCGCUGUUUGAACCGCAGGCUUUACAUGACCUUAGAAAAGCUCUCAGCCACAAGUUGGAUGCGUUGGCAGCGUUACAAACCUAGCACCGCGGCAGGGAGUGCUUCGCUUCCCUGCUCAUUCCUGGCCGGGGAGGGAGGAAUGCUGGGCAUCGGGAGGCGAGGAGAAGGCUGCCCAGCGCCUCGCACACUGCCUGGCCCCUGGGCCUCCCCCUGGAUCCCAGAUGUCAGAAACUGAGCUGGAAAACAUAAAAGUAAGAGCAGCUGAGCAUUUUGAAAAGGACAAAAAUAAUAUUUCUUGGUUGAAGGAAGAUAUGCAACUCACAAAUGAAAAACAUGCAGAAGAGAAACCCAUUAAUGCUAUCGUUAUAAAUUCAGGAUCCGAAUUCAACAUCACAGAUGGACCAGCCAAGGAAACUUCCACUGAGAAAAAACUGUCAGAAUCCACCACAUCACUGUCCUCCCUUGAAGAAUGUCAAACGAAAUUUUCUUACCUCCAAACCGAUGCUUCAGUUCAUCAGAGAGACACUGAUGAGGAGUGUGCCUCCCUCAUCCUCACCUGCCUCUUUUGCCAGUUUUGGGAUUGUCUCCUGAUGCUCCCGGACACGUGUGAGACGGUGUGCACCAACGCGUGCUGCCCCUCCUACCGGUACCACCACACCUCGGACGAAAGCCACUCCCGGAACGACUGCAACUGCAACUGUGACAUGGACUGCAGCCUGUUUGAAUCUUGUCACGAGACCGGCGAGUGUCUGGAGCUGGCCAUGGAGAUUUCAGAGAUCUGUUACCGCUAGGCCGGGGGGCUGCCCCAGAGCCGCUGCAGGACGCCCGAUCCCAGCUGGAGGAAGGGCUGUGUGCAUUUCUGAACGCUGCGGCCGUUUGCUCUGCACCUGCCUGGGAAAGCAGUAGUGUCACUCAAAGGUCUUCUUCCAAAUUUCACAACCGCAGGGCUCGCUGAAAAAUAAGAUGUUGAUCACAUGUGAUGAACAAGUCCUAAGUACCUCUUACAUGCCAUGGGCAACAGAUGUUUCCCAACAACCAUAGCAUGUUGAAGCCCACUGUGCUAGUGCACUCGCUGGCUUGCCGCAUGAAUUUGACUUCAUUCACAGAUUCAGGACAAAUUAGUUCGUUCUUUAUCAUUGACAUAUAUUAGCUCAUCUUUCUAAUGGACUCAUGCAUAAACAUUAUACAUUGUUGGUUAUUAUUAAUAAUGUAUUGCAUAACAUCAUUUUUAAUUAAAAAUUUAUUUAUACGAUCUCUUAAAAUUCACUUAUACGUACAGUUUAGGUAGGAAAGGGAAUUAAAUAAAUUAGAAACCAUGUUCAUGUAAUUACAACAGAUUCUUUAAGACACCUCCAGUGAAUUUCGAAUAUGAUGUACUUUGAGGGACCCUAUAAUUCUAGGCCAUGUUACUCCAUGUCUAUGACCAUGACAUAGCCAGUUAUGCAUGUUCUUAAUUUGUUGUGAAAAGGCUCUUCUUUAUCUAAUGAGCAAAAUGGGAAUUAUGUGCAAGUUUCAA